AUGUUGUUCUGAACCUCCUCAAUUCUUUUUAACCAACACUGAUUGAUACGUCCAUCCGAUGACCUCGUUCUAGUUUCGCCCCAGAUUGGAGAGAUCCAUGUGAAGGAUUCUCACGUGCCACAGUGUCUUUGAGUUGGCGCUUGUUGUCUCCAAUCUCCAUGACGGUUUUAGGCGGCGGCGGCUGCUGCUCCUUUACCUCCACUUUAUUCUCUAUCUGCUCUAGAAUUGGAAAAAGCUCCUCCCUUCUUUUCUCUCCACACACCACCACCACCACCGCCGCGACUCCUCCUCCUCCUCCUUUCGAAGUCUCAUAAAAAAAAAAUGUGAGAGCGAUCUUCCACUUCCUCAUUAUGAAACUAAAUGGACGGCUGCGAUCAAACCUCUACGGUAACUAACUGCAAGUUCCUGGCCAUCCGUUUCUUCUUCCUCGCGUCUGGUGAGCAUUGAUUUACCUCGGUAUUGAUCGGAAGGAUGGAGUCCUGUGACUGUAUCGAUAUGCAAUGGCCACAUGAAGAACUUCUUGUUAGAUAUCAGUACAUUUCGGAUGUUUUAAUUGCCUUCGCAUACUUCUCCAUUCCCAUCGAGCUUAUAUACUUUGUACAAAAAUCAGCAUUCUUUCCGUACAGAUGGGUGCUUAUGCAGUUUGGUGCCUUCAUUGUUCUUUGUGGAGCGACCCACUUUAUAAAUCUGUGGACGUUCUCGAUGCAUUCAAAAGCUGUUGCUGUGGUGAUGACUGUUGCAAAAAUUGCUUGUGCUAUUGUAUCAUGUGCAACUGCUUUGAUGCUUGUCCACAUUAUUCCUGAUCUACUGAGUGUUAAAACCCGGGAAUUAUUUCUCAAGAACAAGGCUGAAGAACUUGAUAGGGAGAUGGGCCUUAUUCUCACACAGGAAGAAACUGGAAGGCAUGUUAGAAUGCUGACUCAUGAAAUUAGAAGCACACUUGACAGACAUACUAUAUUGAAAACCACUCUUGUUGAGCUGGGUAGGACCUUAGGCCUCGAGGAAUGUGUGUUGUGGAUGCCUUCAAGAACUGGUUUGAAUCUGCAACUUUCUCACACCCUGAACUACCAAAUACAAGUGGGAUCUUCUGUACCUAUAAACCUUCCUAUAGUCAACGAAGUCUUCAGCAGUGCUCAUGCAGUGCGUAUACCAUAUAACUGCCCACUGGCUAGGAUCAGGCCCCUUUUUGGUAGGUACCUGCCACCCGAGGUUGUUGCUGUUCGUGUACCUCUUCUACAUCUGUCAAAUUUCCAAAUUAAUGAUUGGCCUGAACUCUCUGCAAAAAGCUAUGCUGUCAUGGUUUUGAUUCUACCAACAGAAAGUGCUAGAAAGUGGCGAGACCAUGAAUUGGAACUUGUUGAAGUUGUUGCAGACCAGGUAGCAGUCGCUCUUUCGCAUGCUGCUAUUCUUGAAGAGUCUAUGCGGGCACGUGAUCAGCUCAUGGAGCAGAAUGUUGCUUUAAAAUCAGCUCGUCGAGAAGCAGAAAUGGCAAUACAUGCUCGGAAUGAUUUCCUUGCUGUCAUGAACCAUGAGAUGAGGACACCAAUGCAUGCAAUUAUUGCAUUGUCUUCACUUCUUUUAGAGACUGGACUAACUACUGAACAAAGAGCAAUGAUUGAGACAGUAUUGAAGAGUAGUAACCUCUUGGCAGUACUUACUAAUGAUGUGCUAGAUCUUUCAAGACUUGAAGAUGGAAGCUUAGACUUAGACCUUAAGACAUUUAAUCUUCAUGAGCUUUUCAGAGAGGUUGUUGGUUUGAUAAAGCCCAUUGCAUCUGUUAAAAAGUUAUCUAUGACUUUAAUUAUGGCCCCAGAUUUGCCUGCAUGUGCAGUUGGUGAUGAGAAACGGCUGACACAAACUAUUCUGAAUGUUGUGGGCAAUGCUGUCAAGUUCACAAAGGAGGGUUAUGUGUCUAUUGUUGUUUCUGUUGCAAAACCAGAUUCUUUGAGAGACUGGCAGCCUCCUGAAUUCUACCCGAUGACGAGUGAUGGCCACUUCUAUCUACGUGUGCAGGUUAAGGAUUCUGGAUGCGGUGUUCUCCCACAAGAUGUCCCACACCUUUUUACUAAAUUUGCUCAGCCACAAAGUGGAUCUAGUCGAAGUAAUGGUGGUGCAGGACUUGGGCUUGCCAUCUGCAAACGAUUUGUAACUCUCAUGAAGGGCCAUAUAUGGAUAGAAAGUGAAGGCCUUGACAAAGGUACAGUGACUACUUUCAUUGUCAAACUUGGACUCUGCAACAAUCCAGAUGAUCCAUCUGUACACCAAGCUGCAUCAAGAGGGCGAGCAAAUCAUGGAAGUGGAGAUCUCAUUGGACACAAGCCUCUGUUCAGAGAUGUUGAUUGGGUUGCUUCUUCCAAUCCACGUUAUCAAAGAAGUCUGUAGAUACCUAUAGAAGCGGAUAGGUAUUAAGAAACAAAGCUGAUUGGCAAAUGUAAAUGUUCUUUGUGAUAUGGUUUGGGGGCUAAUGGCAAAUGAAGGUAUUGAUGAAUAACUUGGGAGGCCUGAAUGUGAUAUAUCAGGCUAAUAUGCAACCAACGAGAAGGGCGCUGGUUAUAUAUUAAUACAUCCUACAAAUCACACCAUAGUUAGUUGUAUUUGGCUGUGAUUUAUGACAAUAAAAAAGUUUUUGAUAUCA
Molecule: messenger RNA, 2635 nt
Organism: Populus nigra (black poplar)
Lineage: Eukaryota; Viridiplantae; Streptophyta; Magnoliopsida; Malpighiales; Salicaceae
Product: ethylene response sensor 1-like
Exons: 6
Coding region: 472-2382 (636 amino acids)
Biological process (GO): signal transduction; phosphorylation
Cellular component (GO): endoplasmic reticulum
Molecular function (GO): protein binding; ethylene receptor activity; phosphorelay sensor kinase activity
Source: RefSeq, a predicted model, not a curated record